Messenger RNA from Lathyrus sativus (Indian pea), 1356 nucleotides. NCBI's taxonomy places the organism in Eukaryota, Viridiplantae, Streptophyta, Magnoliopsida, Fabales, Fabaceae. The record is from the annotation of a GenBank genome assembly.
AUGAGAGAGUGCAUUUCGAUCCAUAUCGGUCAAGCUGGAAUCCAGGUCGGAAAUGCUUGUUGGGAGCUUUAUUGCCUCGAACAUGGCAUUCAGCCUGAUGGGCAGAUGCUGAGCGAUACGACCGUAGGUGGAGGUGACGAUGCUUUCAACACCUUCUUCAGUGAAACUGGAGCUGGAAAGCAUGUACCUCGCGCAGUUUUUGUGGAUCUCGAGCCUACUGUGAUUGAUGAAGUGAGGACUGGGGCAUACCGCCAACUAUUCCAUCCUGAACAGCUGAUUAGUGGAAAGGAGGAUGCAGCUAACAACUUUGCUCGUGGACACUACACCAUUGGAAAAGAAAUUGUUGAUGUAUGCUUGGACCGUAUCAGAAAGCUUGCAGACAAUUGUACUGGUCUCCAAGGCUUUCUGGUUUUCAAUGCUGUAGGCGGAGGCACUGGUUCUGGUCUUGGUUCCCUUCUCCUGGAACGUCUUUCAGUGGACUAUGGCAAGAAAUCCAAGCUUGGAUUCACUGUUUAUCCUUCCCCUCAAGUUUCAACCUCUGUUGUUGAGCCUUACAAUAGUGUCCUCUCCACUCAUUCCCUUCUCGAACACACUGAUGUGGCUGUCUUGCUUGACAAUGAAGCCAUAUAUGAUAUUUGCAGGCGCUCUCUUGACAUUGAGCGACCCACCUAUACUAACCUCAAUCGUUUAGUUUCUCAGGUGAUAUCAUCACUAACUGCUUCCUUGAGAUUUGAUGGUGCCUUGAAUGUUGAUGUUACUGAAUUCCAGACUAACCUGGUGCCAUACCCUAGGAUUCACUUCAUGCUUUCUUCCUAUGCUCCUGUGAUUUCAGCUGCGAAAGCAUACCAUGAGCAGCUAUCUGUUGCUGAAAUCACAAACAGCGCAUUCGAGCCAUCAUCUAUGAUGGCGAAGUGUGAUCCACGCCAUGGCAAAUACAUGGCUUGCUGUCUUAUGUACAGAGGUGAUGUGGUGCCUAAAGAUGUUAAUGCAGCUGUGGCAACUAUCAAGACCAAGCGCACUAUUCAAUUUGUUGAUUGGUGCCCUACUGGAUUCAAGUGCGGAAUCAAUUAUCAGCCUCCAACUGUUGUUCCAGGGGGUGAUCUUGCCAAGGUGCAGAGGGCUGUGUGCAUGAUCUCCAACUCCACUAGUGUUGCCGAGGUUUUCUCACGCAUUGAUCAUAAAUUUGACCUCAUGUAUGCUAAGAGGGCAUUUGUUCAUUGGUAUGUUGGUGAAGGGAUGGAAGAGGGUGAAUUCUCUGAAGCUCGUGAAGAUCUUGCUGCCCUUGAGAAGGAUUAUGAGGAAGUUGGUGCAGAGGCUACUGAAGGUGAAGAUGGUGAUGAAGGAGAUGAAUAUUGA